Messenger RNA from Cylicocyclus nassatus, 303 nucleotides. The record is from the annotation of a GenBank genome assembly. Lineage: Eukaryota; Metazoa; Nematoda; Chromadorea; Rhabditida; Strongylidae.
AUGUUGCUGACCAUUCAGGCUGUGCUUGCUGUUAGAGAAGCGUUCGAGAGGAGAUCCUUAGAAACAACUACAAAAGAAUGCGGGGCAACAUUGACAAAUUGGCAUGACCUUCUCGUCGCGAAGAAGGGAAACCAGUUUCUGGACUGGUUUUCUGGAGAAGCAGGACGUAUUAACAGACAGGUUGUUGUUCCUGCGGUGCUCCUGGAGCCGAUUGGCGUCGCUACAUUCACAACUCCAUGGAACUUUCCCACGGCAAUGCUCGCAAGGCUGGAGCAGCCUUUGCCGCUGGUUGCGCAAUUGUAG